UGUCAGUGCCCAGAGCCUCCGCCGCCGCCGCCUCUCGGCCUGAGCUCCGGCGCCAACCUCGGGCCGGCGGUCGUCCGCGGGAGCGAGCGAGGCGGCGGGCGGCGGACGGGGGCGGGCGGGCCUGCGAGCGCGGCGGCGUCUCCAUGGGGCCGGCCCGAGGCGGCCGUGCGCGCUGAGAACAUACCCACGCUGCAUUGAGGGCACGCACAUCUUCAGCAGGGCUGGGAUUUCCUGGACAGCUUGCCUUUGUGAGAAAUCUGGCAAUUUCUUUAAAGGUCAUCGUAGUUUCCAUUGUUGUGCAUCAAAGGAACGUCCAGAAACCAUGAACAACUUUAGUAAUGAGUUUGACUGCCAUUUCCUUGAUGAAGGCUUCACUGCCAAGGACAUUCUGGACCAAAAAAUCAAUGAAGUUUCUUCUUCAGAUGACAAAGAUGCCUUCUAUGUUGCUGACCUAGGAGAUAUUCUAAAGAAACAUCGGAGGUGGUUAAAAACUCUUCCUCGGGUCACCCCCUUUUAUGCUGUCAAAUGCAAUGAUAGCAGAACCAUAGUGAAGACCCUUGCUGCUAUCGGGGCAGGGUUUGAUUGUGCCAGUAAGAAUGAAAUACAGUUGGUGCAGAGUCUCGGGGUACCUCCAGAGAGGAUUAUCUAUGCAAAUCCUUGUAAACAAGUGUCUCAAAUUAAGUACGCCGCCAAUAAUGGAGUCCAGAUGAUGACAUUUGAUAGUGAAGUUGAGCUGAUGAAAGUUGCCAGGGCACAUCCCAAGGCAAAGUUGGUAUUGCGGAUUGCCACAGAUGAUUCCAAAGCAGUUUGUCGUCUCAGUGUUAAAUUUGGUGCCACACUCAAAACCAGCAGGCUGCUUUUGGAACGGGCAAAAGAACUGAACAUUGAUGUCAUUGGUGUCAGCUUCCACGUGGGCAGUGGCUGUACUGAUGCUGAGACCUUUGUGCAGGCCAUUUCUGAUGCUCGCUGUGCCUUUGACAUGGGGGCUGAGGUUGGCUUCAGCAUGUAUCUGCUUGAUAUUGGUGGUGGUUUUCCUGGAUCUGAGGACGUAAAGCUUAAAUUUGAAGAGAUCACCAGUGUAAUCAACCCAGCACUUGACAAGUAUUUUCCUUCUGACUCGGGAGUGAGAAUCAUAGCUGAGCCGGGAAGAUACUAUGUUGCCUCGGCAUUCACACUUGCAGUUAACAUCAUUGCUAAAAAACUUGUUAUAAAGGAACAGACUGGUUCCGAUGAUGAAGAUGAGUCAAGUGAACAGACCUUUAUGUAUUAUGUGAAUGAUGGAGUAUAUGGAUCAUUUAAUUGCAUCCUUUAUGAUCAUGCACACGUGAAGCCUCUUCUGCAGAAGAGACCCAAACCGGAUGAGAAGUAUUACUCCUCCAGCAUAUGGGGUCCAACAUGUGAUGGCCUGGAUCGUAUAGUUGAGCGCUGUGACCUGCCUGAAAUGCAUGUGGGUGAUUGGAUGCUCUUUGAAAACAUGGGUGCUUACACAGUUGCUGCUGCUUCGACCUUCAACGGAUUCCAGAGGCCCACUAUCUACUACGUGAUGUCAGGGUCAACAUGGCAACUCAUGCAGCAGAUCCAGAGCUGUGAGCCCUCAGAAGCAGAGGAACAGGAUGUCAGCGCUCUGCCUGUGUCCUGUGCGCGGGAGAGUGGCAUGAAGCGGCCCCCAGCAGCCUGUGCUUCCACUAGUAUUAAUGUGUAGAUUCUACUCUUGUAGCUCUUCACUGCAAGUUUAGCUUGAAUUACGGGAUUUGGGGGACCAUUUAACUUAAUUACUGCUAGUUUGGAAAUGUCUUUGUAAGCAGGGAGGGUUGACACAGAUGCAACAAUAUGAAGACUAGGAGAUGGGUCACACUUAUCUGUGUUCCUAUGGAAACUAUUUGAAUACUUGUUUUAUAUGGAUUUUUAUUCACUUUUCAAACAUGCUACUAAAGAGUGCCCCCUCAGCUGCUAGAGCGCAAGCAUUUGUAGCUUGGGCAUUGGCAGAAUGGGAGUACUAAAGCUUAGUGUCCUCAUCUGUUUUAAAAAUAAAGUAUCUUGAAAUAAUUAGG
Molecule: messenger RNA, 2051 nt
Organism: Sorex fumeus (smoky shrew)
Lineage: Eukaryota; Metazoa; Chordata; Mammalia; Eulipotyphla; Soricidae
Gene: ODC1
Product: ornithine decarboxylase 1
Exons: 12
Coding region: 323-1702 (459 amino acids)
Cellular component (GO): cytoplasm
Molecular function (GO): ornithine decarboxylase activity
Source: RefSeq, a predicted model, not a curated record